This is a messenger RNA of Humulus lupulus (European hop), 497 nucleotides long. RefSeq lists its product as uncharacterized. The transcript has 3 exons. Bases 42 to 497 code for a protein of 151 amino acids. The record is from RefSeq and is a predicted model, not a curated record. NCBI's taxonomy places the organism in Eukaryota, Viridiplantae, Streptophyta, Magnoliopsida, Rosales, Cannabaceae.
UAUCAAUGAAUUUGAGGGAAUUGAAUCAAUAGUUGGACCAUAUGUUCGAAGAGAUUGUGAUGGAAUUUGGAUUGAUCAUGGACCAUCAUGAAGAGCAUCCCGAAGAGGAACUUGAAGACAAUGCAGAUGAAGGUAUCAAUUUAGAAGAGGCUGGUAAUGAAGAUCUUACAACAAAGAAGAAGAAAAGUAGGCAGACUAAGGGGAUAGUGCGAUUGGCAAAAAUAAUUGCUGACAAGAUCAAAGGGAUUAAGAUAAAUUUAAGGUUUAACAAGAGAGGGCAAUCAAUUGGAACUCCGGAGAGAGCGUUACAAUGCUAUUUGGGGAUGCAAGCAAAGUCAAUGGUGUCAAUUACAUAUGAUAAUUGGCAUGAUGUUCCUGCUGCAACUUUAGAGAAUGUUUGGAAAGAUGUAAAUUUAGCUUUUCAUCUUAACGAGGGAAUGAGAAAGGAAGUGAUGAGUUCAGUAGGCAUCAAGUGGAGGACAUUCAAAACAUUUUGA